AGCACAUUCUCCUUGUCAUCUUUGAGACAGGGAAACCCUACCCUUAUUUUUAUUGUACUGAGAUAUUUUUCUUUGUUGAGCUCGGCCCAGUUUUUUGAAGGUUCCCUCUCCUUCUACUGUUAAUGUUUGUUUGGUUUUGAAAGCUUAAAAACCUGUAAGUGGUAAUCCUUACAGGCUUACCACUGGCAUUGUCGUCGUGGUAGAGGUAGACUGAAUAAUACUGCAUAUUUUCCGCGCUCCAAUUACAAUUAGAAAAUGUCAUUACCAUCUAAUACUCAACUCUAUCUCACAGCAUUAAGUUGAAGGAGGCGAUGCAUAUUCUGCUUACUAUACACAAACCCCCUGAAAACUACUCUGCAUAUCUUCAAUUAUUACAGACCUUUAUUUUCAAGAACGCUUUUUUACAAGGGAAAAAUGUCCACUCUUUCAUCGCUCACAGGCGAUUUACAUUUUCUACACGCACAACUAUUCAUAAUAAGCUUAUUUCCUUGUAUGUCAAGUGCGGAAGUUUGGUGGAUGCCCGCAGAUUGUUUGACCACAUGAAAGAACGAGACAGGGUCUCAUGGAAUACUAUUAUUGCAGCAUAUGGAAGACAUGGGUGUUCUGGCGAGGCAGUCACACUGUUUCAUCAUAUGCAACAAACAGGUCUCCAACCCGACCACUAUACAUUUGCCAGCGUACUCCCAGCCUGUGCCAAAAUGGGAGCUUUGGAACAGGCUAUGGACAUUCAUAAAAGUAUAAAUGAUGGACUAAUUUUGUCAGAUAUUGUAGUUGCUACUGCCCUGGUAGACAUGUAUGCAAAAUGUGAAAGCAUAGACAAGGCGCGUGAAUUGUUCGAUAGAAUCCCUCAAAGAAAUGCUUUCUUAUGGACUGCAAUGAUUGGAGGGUAUGCACAUAAUGGAUUUGCUGAAAAGGCUUUAGAAACUUUUAAGCAAAUGCAAUUGGACGGUAUAAAGCCGGACACUACAACCUUUGCCAGUAUCCUCCCUGCCUGUGCUAAAAUGGGAGAUUUGGUUUGGGGUAUCGACAUCCAUCAAAGCAUAAUGGAAGGGGGGUUUUUGUCAGAUAUUAUAGUUGGAAAUGCUCUGGUAGACAUGUAUGCAAAGUGUGGAGGCAUAGACAAGGCACGCGAACUGUUUGACAGAAUGCCUCAAAGGGAUAUCGUCUCAUGGAAUGCGUUGAUUGCAGGAUAUGCACAGAACGGAUUUGUCGAAAGUGCUUUAGAAAUUUUCAAGCAAAUGCAAUUGGCAGCUGUAAAGCCAAACUCUACAACCUUUGCUAGCAUCCUCCCCAUGUGUGCCAAAAUGGGAGCCUUGAAACAGGGUAUGGAUAUCCAUCGAAGCGUAAUGGAAGGAGGAUUUUUGUCAGAUAUUAUAGUUGGAAAUACUUUGGUAGACAUGUAUGCAAAAUGUGGAAACAUAGACAAGGCACGCAAAUUGUUUGACAGAAUGCAGCAAAGAGAUAUCAUUUCGUGGAAUGCCAUGAUUGCAGGAUAUGCACAUAAUGAAUUUGUUGAGAAAGCUCUAGAAACUUUCAAGCAAAUGCAAUUGACCGGUGUAAAGCCAAAUUCCUCAACCCUUGCCAGCAUCCUCCCUGCCUGUGCCAAAAUGGGAGCUUUGGACCAGGGUAUAGAUAUCCAUCAGAGCAUAAAGGAUAGAGAAAUUUUGGUAGAUGUUGUAGUUGCAACUGCCUUCGUAGACAUGUAUGCAAAAUGUGGAAGAAUAGACAAGGCUUGUGAACUAUUCGACAAAAUGCCUCAUAGAAAUGUGGUCUCGUGGAAUGCCAUGAUUGCAGGAUAUGCACAAAAUGGAUUUGUUGAAAAGGCUUUAGAAACUUUCAAGCAAAUGCAAUUGGCAGGUCUAAAGCCAGACUCCACAACAUUUGCCAGCAUCCUCCCUGCCUGUGCCAAAAUGGGAGCUUUGGAACAAGGUAUGAACAUCCAUCAAAGCAUUAUGGAAGGGGGAUUUUUGUCAGAUAUUAUAGUUGGAAAUGCUUUGGUAGACAUGUAUGGAAAAUGUGGAAACAUGGACAAGGCACGUGAACUGUUUGACAAAAUGUCACAAAAAAAUGUGGUCUCAUGGAAUGCCAUGAUUGCAGGAUAUGCACACAAUGGAUUUUGCAAGGAUGCUCUCAAAAUCUUUGAAUUAAUGAAGCACUCUGGAGCAUAUCCUGAUGCUGUAAGUUUUUCUUGUGUUCUAUGUGCAUGCAGACAUACAGGUUUAGUAGAUGAGGGAUGUACAUACUUCAAUGACAUGCAUAAUCCUUAUUGCAUUACACCUACAAUUGAUCAUUAUGUGUGCAUGGUUGACCUUCUUGCCCGUGCUGGUUAUCUUGAGGACACCCUAAACUUUAUCAUUAAGAUGCCAAUUAAACCAGUGGUGGUUUUGUGGAUGUGUUUCCUUGGUGCCUGUAAAUCACAUAUGAAUACAGGUUUAGGAGUAUUUACAGCGCUGCUGAUGUUAGAUUUGGAUACUAAUAAUGCUACAACUUAUGUUCUUCUCUCGAACAUCUACGCAAAAGUAGGCAGGUGGGGUGAGGUUGAAAUGGUAAGGAGAUUGAUGAAAUAUAGAGGAGUUACAAAGAUACCUGGAUGCAGUUGGAUUGAAGGCCAUAAAAUGGUACAUGCUUUUUGUGUAGGAGACAGAUCACAUCCACAGACACAGGAGAUCUAUGCAGAGUUGGAGAAAUUGGCUUUGGAGAUGAAGGCAGCUGGGUAUUUUCCAGAUUCAAGACAUUUAUCCAAUGACGUGGAAGAGGAGGAAAAGGAAUUUUUCCUCUCACACCAUAGUGAAAAGUUAGCAAUUGCAUUUGGUUUGUUAAACACACCACCCGGAACAACUAUUAGAGUUGUUAAGAACCUUCGAGUAUGUUCUGAUUGCCACACUGCAACAAAAUUCAUCUCCAAGAUUGUUGCUAGAGAAAUUGUUGUGAGAGAUGCGAACCGUUUCCAUCAUUUUAAACACGGAAAAUGUUCUUGUGGAGAUUAUUGGUGAUGUUAAUAUGGAGCACCACAAGAUUAUUGGUGAUGUUAAUAUGGAGCAAUUUGAAAAAUAGGCUUGCACCAUGUGCUGUCUCAGACCUGCAGUAAUGUUGUGAGAGAUGCGAACCGUUUCCAUCAUUUUAAACAUGGAAAAUGUUCUUGUGGAGAUUAUUGGUGAUGUUAAUAUGGAGCAAUUUGAAAAAUAGGCUUGCACCAUGUGCUGUCUCAGACCUGCAGUAAUGUUGUGAGAGAUGCGAACCGUUUCCAUCAUUUUAAACAUGGAAAACGUUCUUGUGGAGAUUAUUGGUGAUGUUAAUAUGGAGCAAUUUGAAAAAUAGGCUUGCACCAUGUGCUGUCUCAGACCUGCAGUAAUGUUGUGAGAGAUGCGAACCGUUUCCAUCAUUUUAAACAUGGAAAUUGUUCUUCUGGAGAUUAUUGGUGAUGUUAAUAUGGAGCAAUUUGAAAAAUAGGCUUGCACCAUGUGCUGUCUCAGACCUGCAGUAAUAAUGAAGGGACGAGGUUUUAUUUUAGUCUCUAGAAAGUUUCCUGUCUUGUUUUGAGUAUUUGGCAUUCUAGACCAUACUGUUGGUUCAUAAAUUGAGAUGCAUAGAGUGCAAUGCAGGUCACUGGGUAUAUAUAGAUCAGUGCAUAGAGUGCAAUCGGAUCAAAGGCCUACUUUAUGAUAAUCUGGAUGUUUUAUUGAAUUGUUUUCACAAAAUCUAUACAUUUAUGAAAUGAAAAGUUGGAGGAGAGAGGGGGAAAAGGACUAAGGUGAGGAACACUCAAAAGUAAAUGGAAAGAUGCAUGGUCAGUACAAAAUGAAAGAUCAGAGCUCACAGUUAUUGUUGUAAUUUUGUAUAAUUUUUUUUGUAUGGAUUAAUUAUAUUAUAUUUUAUCUAUGUCAAAGUUAACAUUUUGAAAUAAAAUUACA
This is a messenger RNA of Cryptomeria japonica (Japanese cedar), 3911 nucleotides long. Its product is annotated as pentatricopeptide repeat-containing protein At3g24000, mitochondrial-like. Gene Ontology annotation, cellular component: intracellular membrane-bounded organelle. The record is from RefSeq and is a predicted model, not a curated record. Bases 312 to 2993 code for a protein of 893 amino acids. Gene Ontology annotation, biological process: RNA modification. The transcript has a single exon. Gene Ontology annotation, molecular function: protein binding; zinc ion binding; RNA binding. NCBI's taxonomy places the organism in Eukaryota, Viridiplantae, Streptophyta, Pinopsida, Cupressales, Cupressaceae.